CACGUUCCGAGACGGACGUGAAAGUGCGAAUCGGCUUAUUAACUUUGAUUAAUAAAUCCCGCGCGAUAAUUUCGAUAACCGACAUGCAUCGCUUCACGUUGCGACGCGUUACAUCACGUGACGUCACGUUCACAUUACGCUCGUCGAAUCAGCUGAUCGUCAAGACGCGUGCGAUUCAUGACGCAAGUGCAUCGAAUCGGGAGUAUCGUGCGAACUUUCGGAUUAAUUGAAAGAUAGGUGACAGUAAUUAACUAUUCGAAUCUAUCGAGUGUCGCGCAUUUAAUUGACAUUUCGUCUUAUUUACUCGUAAUAGUAUCGCGAAAGCGUUGUACGCGGGUUAGAUUAGUGUACAUGUAUAUGUGUGUGUAUGUUCUUCCUCGAUCAACUUACAUCCACGUCGGUGAAUAUCCAGGACAACGGAGAGAGCAACGGCGAUGCAUCGACCGUGGUAAUGCACAAGGAUAAGGAGGAGAAUUCACACCACGACUCGCACUACAGGGCGAGAGAGCUGGCAGCGCUCGCUGCUUACGACCAUCAUCACCUCGACGGCGAAAUGUUCCUACAGGCACUGAACGGGUUCCUGCUAAUAUUGACUUGCGACGGGGAAGUGUUUUUCGCUACCCACAGCAUAGAGAGUUACCUAGGCUUCCACCAGUCUGACAUCGUCCAUCAGAGUGUCUACGAACUGGUGCAUAGCGAGGACCGGGAGGAAUUACAGCGGCAAUUAAUGUGGAAUUCUUUCCUGCCUGCCGAAAGUGCAAGCCUGCCGUUGCACGACGCACUCUCGCCCCAGCAUUGUCACCUGCUCGAGCGCAGCUUCACGGUUCGCUUCCGUUGUCUUUUGGACAAUACAUCCGGUUUUCUGCGUCUCGACAUUAGGGGCCGAGUUAAAGUACUUCAUGGCCAAAACCGGAAGACGGAAGAGCCACCGUUGGCCUUGUUUGCCCUGUGCACACCGUUCGGGCCUCCUUCACUUCUAGAAGUACCACAGAAAGAAGUAAUGUUCAAAAGCAAGCACAAAUUGGAUCUCGCGCUUGUGACGAUGGAUCAAAGAGGAAAGAUGCUGUUAGGCUAUUCUGACGCGGAAUUAACGAAUCUGGGUGGCUACGAUCUAGUCCAUUACGACGACUUGGCCUACGUCGCUAGCGCGCAUCAAGAAUUAUUAAAAACUGGGGCAUCAGGUAUGAUAGCCUACAGAUUUCAAACGAAGGACGGCGGAUGGCAAUGGCUACAGACUAGCUCUAGAUUGGUCUACAAAAAUUCGAAACCAGACUUUGUACUUAGUACUCAUCGACCUCUCAUGGAAGAAGAAGGUCGAGAUUUGCUCGGCAAACGUACGAUGGACUUCAAAGUGAGUUAUUUAGACGCCGGAUUGACAAAUAGCUAUUUCUCGGAUAGUGACAGUUUAACAGGAUCAGUUAUGACGCCGACGCUACCGGCGCAGCCGGCGCCUCAGAAGGUGAACAGACGAUACAAGACGCAUUUGCGAGAUUUUCUUUCGACAUGCCGAAGCAAACGUAGCAAACUCUCCGCUCAGUCGUCGGUCUCGCCACCGGUGACUCCCACAGUUGCGUCCGUAGAUUAUCUUGCGCCGGACACUAGCGCAGCAGCCGCAGUUGCAGCGGCCUACAAUUUAAAUACCAUGUACCCGACGCCGUACGCGCCCACGGCAGUGGCGGCUAGUACCGAUCCUUCCUUAACGACUUACAUCGGCCACACGGGCAACUAUCAUCAAACCCUCUAUCCAGCGACUGCUUUAGAUAACAGGUAUCUCACGGCUGCCACAGAAAAUCUAUUCCAAUAUAGGCCGCUGAGCUCAUAUUAUCCAGAGUAUCACACCGGCACUACGUACAACGGCUUCAUCGACGUAUCGCUGCCCACAUAUGAGACUCAUCAACUGACUAGCAAGACAGAAGAGAAGCUCUACUGUCAACAACUAGGCAGUAACGAAUCGCCCAAAUAUAGCUACGUGGAAACAAGACAUCCCGGUAGCGUUAGCGGUUCACCAUACGCUGCUAGUCCGGUAGCGAGCGCAUCUACGAUGCAUCCAGCGACGACCGACAUGAAUGUUGUGCGCGCCGGAAGCAGGCAUUCACUAGAAGGUGGCGCAUCGUCCAGCAAUUCCGCUGGCAGUUCACCGGUGACCGGCGCAGCCAACGGUAUGCUGACACCGAAGAUAGAGGAUGUAAAGCCCGAAGUAUACGGCAACGAGGCGCCACGGCAGACUGUGCUAAUGUGGGGUGCGCCGCCAUCGCGCACACCACCCAGAAACAACGGUAGUUACAGCCCUCCGACGCCACACUCGACUCAUUCUUCCACGCACUCGACCAACGCCACUGGCGAUCCGCUCAAAUCGCUGGCAGAGAUGAACUCCAUGAAUGGAGAUUGCAAAUGGCGGCAAACCUCCCCUACGGAUCAACAAGUGACCGCAUCGAGCCCGCCGAGAAAUAACAAAACGCAACAAUCUCAACAGCAGCAACAUCAUCAUCAGCCGCAGCAACAUCAACAAUACCCGGUGACCACAUCUCAGUAUCAAGCGGCUGCAGCUGCCGCUGCGGCAGCCGCCAGCACCAUUGGUUACACGCACUCUCAUCCAAGUCAUGGCGGGCACGGAGAAGCGGGCUCCGAGGUAUGGCAAGGAGUGCAACACCACCAUCACUACCAGUACUAUCCUUACCACCAUCACCACCCCGCACCACCAAGGCACACGCCCCACACGCCACCGUCAGUUGCGGGAACGGGGACGGGGGUGGGAACAGGCAUGGGCAUGGGCACCGCGGUGGACAACAACACCAACAACAGCAACAACGUCUUAUACCACCCUCCGCACCACCACCACGUGGUGGCAUCAUCAGCGGCAGCAGCGGCAGCGGGAAUGGGCCCGCCUGUUCCACAGAUUCCAAACCGGACGCCGGGAGUCCUCUGUUGUCCAUCUCUGAGGUGACUAACACCCUGCUCAACCAAUAGUCCCUUUAUAACUUCGGCGUCGCUUUAUAUCAGUGAUGAAGGUAUCUCUGAAAAGAUAUCUUCACCGAAGCGGAUUCCAAAACGCGUCACUGUAUCAUACAGGUAAUGUCGAUUACAUGAAUUAAGAGUAUUCUUACUAAGAAUAUUCUAUUAGUACUGUAGCAUACUCAUUACAAAAGUAAUAACCAGUCUACUAUUACAUAAUAUUUUUAUUGCAUUGAUUUAUCCGAUACCGAUAUGUUAAGUGGAUAUUCUUCAGGAUUCAUAGUUUGAGUCUGCAUGCACACUGAUUGUAAUCUGGUGUACGUAAGGGGCAGCGAUCAUAUAAGGCAAGUGUCUUACAAUUUCAUUUAUUCGCAAUUAUAGAAUACAGCAGUUGCUCGAUGAGUAGCAAUAGCGUUUCAUUGCAGAAUGAAUAGAGAAACCGAUUAAUUUCAAAGCAACUUCG
Molecule: messenger RNA, 3415 nt
Organism: Cataglyphis hispanica
Lineage: Eukaryota; Metazoa; Arthropoda; Insecta; Hymenoptera; Formicidae
Gene: ss
Product: aryl hydrocarbon receptor protein 1
Exons: 10
Coding region: 368-2944 (858 amino acids)
Biological process (GO): regulation of transcription by RNA polymerase II
Cellular component (GO): nucleus; aryl hydrocarbon receptor complex
Molecular function (GO): transcription cis-regulatory region binding; protein dimerization activity; nuclear receptor activity
Source: RefSeq, a predicted model, not a curated record